AACACUCCAGGGGAAGACGAGGAAGGUCCAAUGGUUGUGUCUGGCAGUGCCCGCUCUCCAGAUAUGUGUUAGGAGGAACUGUCUUGUCCCUCCCCCGGCGCCCGUGUGUGGUAGACCAUCAUCUCCCAGGAAGAUGGAGGCUGAGAAGAUAAGAUGCAGAAAGUGUCGCACGGUGUUGCUUUCUGAGAGCAGGAUGGCCCUCUUAGAUGCCCAUGGGGAGGAAUGCUGUGAUGCAGGUGUCAGUGCCUUGGAAAGUGAGUGUUUAUCAGUGAGGGAACAAAGCUGUCUCUAUAUACCAGAAGAGUCUUUUCCUGACUUCAUACUCCAGGCUGUAGAGGAGAGCUCUUGGACGAAGGGAAAGAUCUACUGCCCUUCCUGUAGAGCGCGACUUGGCUCAUUCAACUUUGUCUCAGGGGGUCAAUGUGCUUGUGGGUCCCACGUUAUCCCUCAAGUACACAUCUUGAGGUCAAAGGUUGACUGGAUGAAGGUAGGCGAAGUGCAGCCUCAUCCUGUCUCAUUCCCCAACUGCUCUGUGGUCCUGUGUGCAUCCUCCUUGCCCUUAGAUCAACCAACUCAAACCUUAAUGCCUGCUGAUGGUGACGUAAAGGAAGGUGUUGAUCCAGAUGUGCCCAGGAGCUUCACAGAGGAUCGCGACGCCACCUCCUCGCCACAAUCCAGCUCUUCUAGGUCUCGGAGGAAACACAGAGCGGAUGUUCUUGAAAAACCGGAUUGCAAGACAAGACAUCGGCAGAAGGGAAGAAAAAAAAUCCUCUCAAAUCCACCUGAUGAGUCAAGUGAAGGUCCCACAUCAAGGCCAUCCUGUUUUGAGGUGCUGGAUGAUGAGCUGACGGCAACAGAGGUCGACUCCAGCCCUGAAGAAGACACGGAGGAGAUAAAUAUCCCGGAUAAUUUAGUGUGUCCCGUGUGUCUUGAUGUGCUGUACAGUCCUCUAGUCACCAACCCCUGCGGGCAUAUCUUCUGUGAGCCUUGCUUGCGUCGUAUGGCCAAGCCGAACCCCACGCGCACCCACUGUCCUCUAUGCCGGCAAAUUAUCGGACAGUGUAUGCCAUGCCCAGAUUUGGCCCAUGAUGUGCAAAAUUGCUUCUUUGACCUCUACCAAAAGAGACGUGAGUUUGAACUUCAACACAACAGUCAACAUUUACCAUUACCGUGGACAAGAAACUACAGGUUGAUGAAUGCUUACCACAGAGGUGAAAACUGGCUGGAGAGAGCGGGAGGCUGGCGAACCAUCAUAAUUGUCAUGUCAUUAAACAUUUUGGGUAUUGGAAUUAUACUCUAUCUUGGGAGACCUGCCAAGAUCCAAUCAAAUUUAAGUAUGGUUUAACAUUUGAGCUUUCAUAUAAUUCAUUAGUUUUUAAAAGUUUUCCCUGUCUAUAGCAGUUACCACAAAUAGGCGCAAUUAUUUUUAUUUUGUUUAUUUUUUUUACGUCUAGGCCUAUAGCUCCGGUAGGCUUGCUUGAGGGGCCUGGAUGGUG
Molecule: messenger RNA, 1496 nt
Organism: Eriocheir sinensis (Chinese mitten crab)
Lineage: Eukaryota; Metazoa; Arthropoda; Malacostraca; Decapoda; Varunidae
Product: E3 ubiquitin-protein ligase RNF180-like
Exons: 9
Coding region: 134-1345 (403 amino acids)
Biological process (GO): norepinephrine metabolic process; serotonin metabolic process; protein polyubiquitination
Cellular component (GO): endoplasmic reticulum membrane
Molecular function (GO): ubiquitin conjugating enzyme binding; ubiquitin protein ligase activity
Source: RefSeq, a predicted model, not a curated record